GCGCUGUUGUCCUUGCUUACUGAGCUCUCGUGGUGCCUAGUUCCGAUAUGUCUCCAAAUAUAGGAAAUUACUGAGCGAAAAAAAAAAAAAAAGUCAUUGAAUGCCAUCCCUCUAAUCCAGGAUUCUGUCAUGGUCUCAGACAAUUCAUACACACACUUCGUUAUACUGUGGAGUGAAGUGGUGACUCAGCUCCCAGCAGGAGUUGUGUGCUGGUGCUCCGAGACUCUUGAGUCUCCGUAUCUUCAGCAGCAGCUGGUGAAACAGUUCAGUCACAAAAACAUCAGCUGUGGCUGCAAGAACUGCGGACGGUCCUUCUGCUCGGGCUGCCGGAGCUUCAGUGCUGUUGUUCCCCGCUGUGGAAACACUCAGCAGAAAGUCUGCAAGGAGUGCCAUGAUAAACUAACUGGAGAAGGAUCUCAAAGCAGUUCAGCAAAAUGGUCACCACCAGAAAACUACAAAAAGCGUGUAGCAGCUUUUGAGGCUAAACAAAACCAGCUGAAAGACCAGCGGAAGGCAGCUGCAAAACCACCAGGUCAAGCAGGCUACAGAUACCAGGGGCUCUCAAAAGAGGAUAGAGCUAUUGCAGAGAGACUGGAGAGGCUCAGGGAGGAAAGGAAACCAAAGUCCAUCCCUACUCAGGCUGAGAUUGAAGCCAGGCUGGCAGCCCUGAAGGAGGAUGGCCGUGGACCUGUUCCAUCCACGCAGGAAAUGGAGGACCGGUUGGCUGUCCUGCAGGGGAGAGAUCCUCCUUCCCAAGCUCCCAGACCUGUACACCAACCUCCCGAUACUCGAAGUCUGGUCCAGAAGACAGAUGACCUGUUAACUCAACUGUCUGAGGAGGUUGCCAUUGAUGAGCAUUACAGACCAAGAGUUCAGCCUCCAGCUGUUAGUAGCCAAAGUUUGAAUGAUCUCAAUCGGGAAAGUGAAGAUUGUGUUUGCCUUGCAAAUCUGGACCCAAAACAGGUAGAGGAAGAGAAGAAUAAACUUCUGGCAGAAGCUGCUGCUGAGCUGCAGGAAGAGAACACUAGGCAGGAAAAGAUCCUACAGGUUGCCAAGAGACUGGCAGCACUCAAAGGCGAGGACCCAGAGAAAGUUACACUGGAAACGUAUAAGCUCCCUGACAGUGAUGAGGAAGUGGCUGAGGAGGAGGCCAUUCGCAGAGUGCUGAAACAGCUCACAGAGGAAGCAGCCCUGGAUGAAGCAAGUGGAUUCAACAUUCCCGCAGAUCAGACCACCCAACCAGGACCCUCACAACAAAACCUGUGUAAGAAAGCAAAGCAAAAGAGCCACACUCCAGCCACCUCAGCUCUUGCAAGGGCAGAUGAUAGUGAUGAGGAUGAGUUACCCUGGUGCUGCAUCUGCAACGAAGAUGCCACUUUGCGCUGCCACGGCUGUGAUGGGGACCUCUACUGCCAGCGCUGUUUCUGGGAAGGCCAUGAGGAGUUUGACCUGAAGGACCACCAAACCUCACGCUAUCAUCUUCCUUGCAAACAGAAGUGAUCACACUCUUCAUGGAGAGAAAAGGAGCUGGAGAAUGGGAAAACAGAGGAGCCGGCCAGAUGGAAGAAUCCAAGUGGAUUUGCAGCCAAAACGGGUGAUGUUUUGGACAGUUAAAGGAUGAGCUGUAAUCUGAGAGAGGCUUGGAGGGCAUGUGACUUUGUUCUCACAAAUACACCUGGGAAGUGCAGGGUUUGCUGUGCAUGCUUGGGGAUAAAUGAGACUUUGAUGUGAGGAGGUGGAUACAAGUCCAUAAAUACAGAUGGUGAAGCAAUGUGGGUAGCAGUAAAGUUUUGUGUUUAAGGCAGUACUGACUGCCUGAUAAAUAACUUCCUGCUUUUACUAACAGGGUUAUGCACUGGUUCAACAGGCAGCAAAGCACUUUGCACUGAGAAAAAUGUCUGCAUUGUGAUCACUUGUGUGAUGAGAACUUCAAAACAUAAUAAAAGUUAUUUACAG
Molecule: messenger RNA, 1956 nt
Organism: Pseudopodoces humilis (Tibetan ground-tit)
Lineage: Eukaryota; Metazoa; Chordata; Aves; Passeriformes; Paridae
Source: RefSeq, a predicted model, not a curated record